Molecule: messenger RNA, 2559 nt
Organism: Podarcis raffonei (Aeolian wall lizard)
Lineage: Eukaryota; Metazoa; Chordata; Lepidosauria; Squamata; Lacertidae
Product: vomeronasal type-2 receptor 26-like
Exons: 6
Coding region: 1-2559 (852 amino acids)
Biological process (GO): G protein-coupled receptor signaling pathway
Cellular component (GO): membrane
Molecular function (GO): G protein-coupled receptor activity
Source: RefSeq, a predicted model, not a curated record
AUGAUUGAUCCAUUCCUGGUCCCACACCAGUAUUAUAAGAAAGGGGAUAUAAACAUUGACAUGAUUGCCUCACUAAACACCUUCAUCUUUGAUGAAAUACCAUUCAACAACCAGCCAACAACAAAGAUGACAGAUGAACUUAUGACAAAGUCUAAGAACUACCAGCAUAUCCUGUCUCUGGUUUUUGCAGUGAAUGAGAUAAAUAAAAACCUGGAGACCUUACUAAAUGUCAGCCUUGGCUUUCACAUUUAUGACAGUUAUCUAAAUGCAAGAAUGAUCCAUCAGAAUACUUUGAAACUUCUUUCCAGCCAGAAAACAAUUGUUCCCAACUUCAAAUGUUUUAAGCAAAAGAAUAUGAUAGCUGUCAUCGGAGGACUUAGCUUUGAAAUUUCCUUUUACAUGACUACUCUUUUAGGCAUCUACAAGAUUCCACAGAUUGCCUACUGUGUGAAUGCUCCAGAGAUGGAUGAUAAAAGCCAGCUCCCUCCAUUCUACCGGAUGGUGCCCAAUGAAGAGUAUCAGUAUGAAGGGAUUGUCAAGCUUCUUCUUCAUUUCCAAUGGACGUGGGUUGGGAUCCUCUCAAUGGAGAAUGAUAAUGGAGAGAAAUUUGUGCAGACUUUAAUGCCAAUGCUUUUGAAGCAUGGAAUCUGCACAGCCCUCAAUGAAAAAAUACCAGCCACAACUCAUGCUGUAGAGACGUUGAGUUCAUUUGACUCUAUCCUGGACAAGGCCAGUUAUCUAUCCAAUUCUGAAGUCAAUGUAUUGAUAGUAAAUGCAGAAACUGGUGUCAUGACAUAUUUGACAUGGGUAAUGCUUAUAUAUGCAAUGCUGAAAGAUAUAAAAGUGACAUCCAUCAGUAAAGUGUGGAUAACAACAGCCCAGUGGGAUUUCUCAGCUGACGUGAUGCACAGGGCUUUUGACAUACAGGUGUUUCAUGGUUCAUUAUCUCUUGCAAUACACUCAAAUGAAGACUUGGGUUUCAGAAAAUUCCUUCAGGUCUUACAUGCUAAGACGUCCAAAGACAAUGAUUUUUUGAGGAUCUUCUGGCAGCAAGCAUUCAACUGCUCAUUUCCUGAUUCUAAGGAGGAAGAGAUGAGAUCAGUUACUUGCACUGGUGAAGAGAAGCUGAACAGUCUCCCGGGGACUCUCUUUGAAAUAAGUAUGACUGGCCAAAGCUAUAGCAUCUACAAUGCAGUUCAUGCCAUAGCACAUAGUUUACAGAAAAUGUACUCAUCCAGGCAAAAACACAGAGCAAUGUUGGACAGAAGUAGAUUGGAUCUUCCAGAAGUGCAACCUUGGCAGCUUCAUUCUCUCCUAAGGAGUACCUCAUUCAACAAUGGUGCUGGAGACACUGUUUCUUUAAAUGAGAAUGGUGAAUUGGCAGCGGGAUUUGAUAUUAUAAAUUGGGUUACCUUCCCAAACCAAUCUUUUUCACGAGUGAAAGUGGGAGAGAUGGAUCCAUACACAACACAGGGUCAAACAUUCACCAUUAAUGAAGGGGCUGUCAUAUGGCACAACACAUUUAAUCAGAUCCUGCCAACUGCUAAGUGUAAUGAUAAUUGCCUUCCUGGAUACAGCAGAAAAAAGAAAGAGGGGAAGCCAUUCUGUUGCUAUGAUUGUGUACCAUGUCCAGAUGGGAAGAUUUCGGACCAAAAGGACAUGGAUAACUGUUUCCAGUGCCCAAAAGAUCAAUUUCCAAACAGAAACAGAGAUCAAUGCCUCUGCAAGCGACCAAACUUCCUCUCUUUCACAGAAGCUUUAGGAAUCUGUUCAGUUUUUUUCAGCUUGUCUUCUUCUUUCAUCACAGCUUUGGUACUAGGAAUUUUCAUCAAGCACAAGAAUACUCCCAUCGUCAAAGCCAACAAUCGGGAACUUACAUAUUGUCAGCUAGUCUCCCUUUUGCUCUGCUUCCUUUGUGCCUUGCUGUUCAUUGGUCAGCCCAAUGCAGUAACGUGCUACUUAAGACAAAUUUCUUUUGCCAUCAUUUUCUCAGUGGCUGUUUCUAGCAUAUUGGCAAAAACGAUAACUGUGGUUGUGGCUUUCAUGGCCACCAAACCGGGAUCUAGAAUGAGGAAAUGGGUGGGGAAAGGUUUGGCCAAUACUGUUCUUCUCAGCUGCUCCUUUAUCCAAACCAUUAUUUGUGCUGUAUGGCUCAGUACCACUCCUCCAUUUCCAGAUUUUGACAUGGACUCUAUAGCUGAAGAAAUCAUAGUGGAAUGCAAUGAGGGAUCCAUCACAAUGUUUUAUUGUGUUCUGGGAUACCUUGGAUUUCUUGCCAGUAUCAGCUUCACUGUGGCUUUCCUAGCCAGGAAGUUGCCAGACAGUUUCAAUGAAGCCAAGUUCAUCACUUUCAGCAUGCUGGUGUUUUGCAGUGUUUGGUUGUCCUUUGUUCCAGCAUACCUGAGCACUAAGGGCAAAUACACAGUGGCUGUGGAGAUCUUCUCCAUCCUGGCCUCAAGUGCUGGAUUACUUUGUUGUAUCUUUGCCCCCAAAUGCUACAUAAUUAUCCUAAGGCCUUCCUUGAACAGCAGAGAACAGCUAAUAAAGAGGAAUAUAUAG